AUGGGCGACAGGAUAUUCCGCAUCUUCAACCCGAGAGAGCCAAAGGGCGAUCCCGUCGAGAAGAGACGCGCCCAGCUGAGGCGCGCCCAGCAAUCGUAUCGGGACCGGAAAGACAAGUACACCAAGGCUCUUGAGGCUGAACUAGCACGCUCUCGGAGGAAUGAAGCCGGCCUGGCGUCUGAGGUUCAGCAGCUUCGUGCAAGAGUCCAUUUACUGACUACUCUUCUGUCACAAAACGGCAUAUCCCUCCCACCUGAGUUUGCUGAGGAGAUAUCCCACAGUUAUACCCCAUAUACGAAUGAUAGCAGCCCGGCAAAUGAACAAGCGCAAACGGCUAUCAGACCCCUAGAGGAGUUACAACUAGACUCUGCGAGCAAACCGGCGAACCAAAGCAGCCCUUCGAGCAGUGAUGUUUUUGGUUUGCGGCAUCAUGGCUCAAGAUUCUUCAGAAGACCGCUGCCUCCAGUGUCCACGGCCACCAUAACUCUCUCAGCUGAGCCCAGUGACAAGACUCACCUUUCCGACCUUGAUGUCACGACAGUUGGCAUGGAGUUUGUAUUGACACUAGAAAGGCCUUGUCUGGGCCAUGUACACGGAAAUCCCAAAAAGCCUAGUGAACCUGGUGGUCAUGCUUUGACUGCCACGGUUCAACUUCAAUCCGCCCUGUCUCUGCCUCCCAUUGAUCCACAGAAUCCCAAGCCUCCGCCGUACCAGCAAGCCCCCGCCGCUGUGCUUGAUCGCUUGUUAAACCUUGCACCCACCGUAGCAGAGGAUGGCGACGUGACACCGAUCCAGGCGUGGCAUUAUAUCCGGCACCAGCCUCACUUUGGCGGGUUUGAGAUACAGAACCUUAACAGGCUGGCUGAAAAACUACUGGUGGCCAUGAAAUGCCAUGGGUGA
Molecule: messenger RNA, 900 nt
Organism: Trichoderma gamsii
Lineage: Eukaryota; Fungi; Ascomycota; Sordariomycetes; Hypocreales; Hypocreaceae
Exons: 4
Coding region: 1-900 (299 amino acids)
Cellular component (GO): RNA polymerase II transcription regulator complex
Molecular function (GO): transcription cis-regulatory region binding; DNA-binding transcription activator activity, RNA polymerase II-specific
Source: RefSeq, a predicted model, not a curated record